Molecule: messenger RNA, 975 nt
Organism: Parasteatoda tepidariorum (common house spider)
Lineage: Eukaryota; Metazoa; Arthropoda; Arachnida; Araneae; Theridiidae
Molecular function (GO): protein binding
Source: RefSeq, a predicted model, not a curated record
AUGUCAUCUGUUUUUAAAAAGAUUUCACGUCUUCUAGAUACAUCUAGAAAUCUUAUCGAAAUUGAGAUGAAAAUUGAAAAAUCGGAUAUUGAACAUACAAGUAUUUUGAGUAAAAAAUUUUUUGUGACAGCCACCGAGGCAUAUGUCCUUGAAUACUGCAUAUUAGCGCGAGAUGAUACGUUAGCUUUACUCUUGCAUGGUAAAAAACAAAACAUGUUACUGGGCUUCAGCAUCUUCGUAGCUGACGGUGAUGGAGUUUAUCGUCAUUCCAGAGCAGGUACUGCUCAGAUAUUAAAACGUUCUGUAAACGAAAGCGAUUUACUUGUAGGCUUUGUUGACCGAAACAGUUCAUUAAAAUACCCUUUAUCUAUCACCUGCCACUUGGAAUUUCCGUAUGCUGAAAAAUCUAAAAAUCAAGAAGUGGAAUUACAGUGCCUACGAAAGCUAUCUGUGGAUUUUAAGAAAAUUCUGGACCAAGCUACCGAGACGGAUGUCACCUUGAAAGUUGACGGUGUCAACAUCAAAGCCAACAAGGUAGUACUGCGGGCAAGAUCUCCUGUGUUCAACAAGAUGUUUGAACACGAUACCAGCGAACGUGAUAACAGCGUAAUAAAUAUAGAAGACAUACGAGCGCCAAUUAUGGAGGAACUGGUAUCAUUUCUAUACUCCGGCACAAAGGAAGAUCAUGAUUUUGAGGAGGCAUGCGAUCUGUACUACGCAGCUGACAAAUACGAAGUGUUGAGUCUCCGAGAUGCUUGUAGGAGUGAUUUGCUCGACCAAUUACAAGUGGGUAAUGCGUGUCAAAUGCUUAUUUUGGCCAAUCGCCAUGGUGAUGUAUCCUUUAAAGAAGAGAUUAUGAAAUUCAUUAAUAUGAACUUCAAAAGUGUAAUAAAUACGGAAUCUUUCGGAGAAUUUGUAAAAAGCGAUGCUGACAUCGCAUUGUCAUUGAUGCGUUUACACGUAAAUACUCACUAA